Messenger RNA from Tribolium madens (black flour beetle), 952 nucleotides. RefSeq names its product homeobox protein GBX-2 (gene unpg). The transcript is spliced from 2 exons. NCBI's taxonomy places the organism in Eukaryota, Metazoa, Arthropoda, Insecta, Coleoptera, Tenebrionidae. Gene Ontology annotation, cellular component: nucleus. The coding region runs from base 46 to 771 and encodes 241 amino acids. Gene Ontology annotation, molecular function: RNA polymerase II transcription regulatory region sequence-specific DNA binding; DNA-binding transcription factor activity, RNA polymerase II-specific. The record is from RefSeq and is a predicted model, not a curated record. Gene Ontology annotation, biological process: regulation of nervous system development; regulation of transcription by RNA polymerase II.
UAAGAUCGAGUUUGUUUUCGAUCCGAUGUGAAUUUAAGUAAAAAAAUGGAAGUGCCGUCUAGUGAAACGAUCAUGAAACCGACGAUGGGUGAAACGUUGACGAAACCGGUGCCGAGACCGUUUUCUAUAGAGGCAUUGAUGAGUGAUAGUGGACCAAAGAGGAACAAUAGUAUCGCGUGGAAUUUGGCACUGCCGCAUCAACAGUAUCAAGUGAAUAAUUGUAGAGACACGGAUUCGGAUGGGAGUGUUGAUUUGGAUCUUGCUCAGGAUUUGUCCAGGAGAAGUCAAAAAGACGGCUCGGACCUCGACGACGACAUCGAAGAGACGCAGAACUCCGACAGCCCUUGCGAAGGCCCUGGCACGAAAGCCCGUCGCCGUCGCACCGCCUUCACCAGCGAGCAACUCCUCGAGCUCGAACGCGAGUUCCACGCCAAGAAGUACCUCUCGUUGACAGAACGCAGCCAAAUCGCAUCCGCCCUGCGUCUCAGCGAGGUCCAAGUGAAAAUCUGGUUCCAGAACCGACGGGCAAAGUGGAAACGAGUCAAAGCCGGUCUCGGCGCCGGCCCGCACCAGCCCAAGACCGGACAGCAGAAGAGCAAACUCGUCGUACCAAUUCCCGUUCACGUCAACCGUUUCGCUGUCAGGAGUCAGCACCAACAGCUGGAGAGGGCCUUGGGGGACUUGGCCGGGAGAGUGUUGGCAAGUCAUGCCGCCUUGAGGGCGGGUUUGGAUUUGCAUGGGUACCAUCCGCCGCCACCGCCGCCUCACUGAGUCGUUUAUAUAGAGUUUAUUGACGAUUGUGAUGCCGAUAGUGGUACUUCUGGACGAAGUAGUGAAGAGAUUUUCUAUGGUGCAUAUUUUAUUUAUACAUUCACUGUUUAAAAAUUAUUAUAGUACACAGAAUGGCUCAAAAUUCGCAAAACCCCUUUGUUGCAUACAUACCAGGUGAAUA